Molecule: messenger RNA, 324 nt
Organism: Metarhizium album ARSEF 1941
Lineage: Eukaryota; Fungi; Ascomycota; Sordariomycetes; Hypocreales; Clavicipitaceae
Exons: 4
Coding region: 1-324 (107 amino acids)
Source: RefSeq, a predicted model, not a curated record
AUGGCAAGCGAGGACGACACCAAACAUAUGAUUGACGAUGCCACGUUUGAGGGUGGUAACCCUGUAGAUGGAGCCGCUUGGAUUAAAUGGAAUGUGAAGCACGGCAAAGAUCGCACAGAGACGCGCGCUAUUGGAGUGGACCACUCGCUUUCUGGAUCCCCCUAUAUUCAGGGCGUUACAAUCAGGUCUGCUCCUGUCACGCUGGAGGUCUGGGUUUCCAGCUGGCCGGACGGCAAGCCAUACCGAUCAAUUCCAGGACCGACUAAUGGAGAGCACAAGAUUGAUCUUGGAAGAAUUGGGUCAUUUCGAUUUGUGCCUCGUUAA